UAAUCAAAAGGAUUGGUGAGGCUACACGGCGAGAUCUUUCAUCGAGCCGCCCAAACCAUCCGGAUCAUAUCGCAAUAGUCUUUCGGCGCUGUCUCCAUAUAGCGGUAAGAUGUAGACGGUAGCACCAUCUCUUAUCAACGUGGCGAAACAUUGCAACUUUUGGUGGGAAAAACCGUUAAUUCAAAUAUAGAUUCCUGUAAUUUGAUUUAUUAGUAUGCUAUUUAUAGUAACAAUGUAUUUUAAAUACUGAUUUCAAUUUUAAAAUUAUUUUCAACUCCUCCUCCUCCCCCUACUCCGAUACAGCGGUCCUAGCCGGCAUUGAACUGUUCGCUUAUAGGGACGUACAGAAAUAUCGAUAUUCUACUUUUCGAUAUUCUACUUUUCGAUAUUUCGUUAUAUUAAAAAAGUCUUUCUAUUUAGAUAAUAACUAUCGAUAUCAAUCGAUAUUAAAAAAAUAUGUCGAUUCAUUCCUACUUUUUCUUCAACGAGGAAGAUAGGGUGAUAUAAAGAAACAGAGAUAUUCUUAUCCCCACUUAUUUUUACUCCCACUAUAUCAAUGUCUAGUCAUAUAUAGUAAAAGCCACUAAAAGUAUUAGUUCAGAAUGGCCGAAGAAAAUAAUUUACAAACCCUCUCUCAACAGACCAGUUUUACUAUUCAACAUCAAUCUAUACUUAGUAUAUUACAAUCUCCUCCUAGGGAAGAAGAAGAAACUAUAACCUGCGAACAAUAUACAAAAGAAAAUAUAGAAGAAAUUAAGCGACUGUUUUGUGCUAUUUGUCAAGACAUGGUUGAUUGCUACGAAACAUGUGUGCCAAAUACAUGUUCACACUUUUUUUGCUUAAACUGUAUAUUAACAUGGAAUGAUGUACGUUACGAUUCAAAAAUGACAACUAAGUGUCCACUAUGUGGUUUACAUUAUAAAUAUUUAGUGCAGUUUCGAAAAGAUAUAAUUAGAUAUUACUUUGUCCAGAGUAUAAAAAGGGGAUUAAAAUAAAUGUGACUAUAAAUAUUUGCAGUUUUAUUUCACAUCAUGUAAAAAUUCUAUUGAUUUAACACAAAACCGAUUAAACCGAUUGAUAUUUCAAAACAUUGCUCAUCUCUAAUAUAAAUAUAAAAUUUAAAAAAUAAAACCAGUAUCACAGGUUCAACGAUCUCAGAGAGAACCGAGAACAAGAUACCUGCAGAUAUAAUCUCAGAUCGACCUCGCCUCUGUCGACCAGUUGCUUAUAAAAGACAAAGGCAGUCAGAUGGUUUGGUUGUAAAUUUCGCACCCAUUGCAAUAAAAUUAAGGGUAUUUUGAUAAACAUUAUUUGUGUUAGUUAAAGUUAAUAUCUAUAGUUUUGGUAAGUUAUAGUUUUACAUAUUCAUCUAAUAAAAUUAAGACUUCUAUUCAAAAACUUGUCCAGUUUUAAUUGUAUUUUACAUUUAAUUUAAAAUAAAAAUAACAUUCUUCAAAUUUAACUCGUAGUAAACAUUAAAAUAGUAUAUAAUAUAUAAUAGUAUAACAUAUAUUCUAUUAUAAUUAAUAGAAUAAUAUAAAAAAAUAAAAAUAAUAUAAAAACACUCAGAUAAAUAGAUUAACAAAAAAGAUAAAAAAACAGUCAGUAAUCCCACUAUGGACAAAUCAAAUAAAUAAUAGUAAACACAACUAAACAUUAACCACAGUAAAAUUAAAAUAGACAAACUAUACUAAUAAACAGAUAAACUACAAAACAGACAGCAUGUCUAAAUUUAAUUCAAUAUUCAUAAACAGUAGAAAAAAUAUAACCAACAAACACUCAACCACAAUAAAACAAACAAACAAACAGAUAACAAAGACGCUAACAAAACUAAUUGUCUAAAUUUAAUUCAUACAUAUAGUAAAAAAAUACAACCAACAAUAAAAACAAACAAACAACACUAACAGACAGGUAAACCGCAAAACAGACAACAAACACACUAACAAAACUGUCUGUCUAAAUUUAAUUCACAUAUAUAGUAAAAAAAUACAACCAACAAUAAAAAUAAAUAAACAGAUAAACCGCAAAACAAACAACAAACACACUAACGAAACUGUCUGUCUAAAUAAUUUAAUUCACAUAAAUAGUAAAUUAUAACCAACAAUAAAAAUAAACAAACAGAUAAACCGCAAAACAGACAACAAACACACUAACAAAACUGACUGUCUAAAUUUAAUUCACCAUGGAUACAUGAACAGUAGAAAAUCACAACCAACAGUAACUAGAGUAAAAUUAAAGUUCAUCAAAUUAACAUAAUAAUGAGUUGUAACAUAGAAUUUUUUAUAGAACUAAAGUACCAACAUGUUCAAUUAUACAUCUUGUGUUAAAUCUUUUAGUCUUAAACAUCAUAUGAGAGUAGCUUGUAACUAGUCAAGUUUUUCAACUGAUGGCUUGGAAAGUCUGCUGAAAAAAGGAGAGAUUUUGUGAAAAUCGGGAAUCACAUGACAAAAGAUCGAUUUUCGGCAGAAUCAGAAUAAAAUUGAAAGAUGUUUAUUUGCCCAUCCUGUAAAAAAAACUUUACUCGUAAAGACAACCUAUCUCGCCAUUUAAAAAGUGCCUGCAACAAAUCAUCCUUUCUAAACAGAUGGUUGACAACGUCUACACCUGAAGAAAAAAAGAAAUAUUGUGAAGAAUGCAAAGAGUCAAUAUCACAAAAUUUAUGGUUUGGUCAUCUGCGAUCAAACACACACAAAAAUAAUUCUAAAAUAAUUGAACAACCUGGAGUACAAAUUAUUAAAUCUGCAUUCAAAGAACGAAUAAUAACAUAUAGAUUAUCUAUGGAGGAGAUGAUCUUAAAUGUUAAAAAUUACUUUAUAAAAUUGGAAAAAAAGAUUCUUCGUAUAUUUGAGGAUCAAUUAAGAAAACACACAUGCCUUAAAAUUAAUAUGGAGCUUUUUGGCUAUUAUUAUAAUCCAAGUACUGAUAAUCAUGAUGUAAAAUCAUUCAACACUCCAUUUAAAGUCAUUUGCAAUAGUGCCGAAACAAAGGAUUUGAUAGAAGAAUUUGUAACAGUUAUUGACAAUAAGGCAGAUGAGUUUGCAGAAAAAGAUUCGGGAUGGAUCUUACUUAAUUUUAUUCAUUUGGAAAUUAACAUUAAUAAAUUCAAUCCUUUGAGAGCAUCAUCAUUUAUUGAACUACCUCCUGAAAUAGUACGACGUCAAGCU
Messenger RNA from Sitophilus oryzae (rice weevil), 3164 nucleotides. RefSeq lists its product as uncharacterized. Lineage: Eukaryota; Metazoa; Arthropoda; Insecta; Coleoptera; Curculionidae. The record is from RefSeq and is a predicted model, not a curated record.